Fragaria vesca subsp. vesca is the source of this 472-nucleotide messenger RNA. RefSeq lists its product as uncharacterized. Lineage: Eukaryota; Viridiplantae; Streptophyta; Magnoliopsida; Rosales; Rosaceae. The record is from RefSeq and is a predicted model, not a curated record. The transcript has a single exon. The coding region runs from base 1 to 351 and encodes 116 amino acids.
AUGCUCCCCUCCCUCUUCACCUCCACCCUCACGCGCCUCACGCCCCGCCUGCCGGUCUUAGUCUUCGCCGCCACGUGGACAGCCUGCCUCACUCUCACGGUGGCUCUCGCCUCCUUCUCCCCCGAGGUUGCGUUUGUCUCGGCCAUUUCUUCGUCGUCUUCAUGCGGCUCGGAAGCGUCUAUUAGGGUGCUGGCUGACGUGCCGGGAGAUAUUCUCUGCUUGCCGGCUAACCUGUUCAGCAAGUCCAAGAUUGAUCUCAUCGUUCCUCCGGUCUUCGCGGCGGUUGUGGUGGCCGGCUCGGCGUUUCUGGUCCGAGCCCUGGGGUUGUGGGAGGCAGACGAAGCCCAUUGAAGGGUUUGGGGUUCCCGCCAUUUUUAUAGGUUGGGUUUUGUUGGUGAUGGCAUCUCAUAGGUUGUGUAAAAUUAAUGCUGGACUUGAUGUAUGCUUUAAUCCAAUUUUAAGCUAGGUUUAC